Messenger RNA from Anolis carolinensis (green anole), 4284 nucleotides. Its product is annotated as taste receptor type 1 member 3. Gene Ontology annotation, cellular component: plasma membrane. Lineage: Eukaryota; Metazoa; Chordata; Lepidosauria; Squamata; Anolidae. The coding region runs from base 102 to 2393 and encodes 763 amino acids. The record is from RefSeq and is a predicted model, not a curated record. The transcript has 5 exons. Gene Ontology annotation, biological process: G protein-coupled receptor signaling pathway; sensory perception of umami taste; sensory perception of sweet taste. Gene Ontology annotation, molecular function: sweet taste receptor activity; G protein-coupled receptor activity.
AGACAUGGCAGGUGCCACCUGCAAAUGUUGCCUUAACCUCUCCUCCUUUGCACUGCUUCGUCCACAGGCUUUAUGCCGCUGGGCUCAUCUGGGCGCUGGGCAUGAAGUUUGCUGUGGAGGAGAUCAACAACUCCACCACGCUGCUGCCGGGCAUCACAUUGGGCUAUGACUUCUACGACAGUUGCAUGGAGCCCGUGGUGGUCCUCCAGCCCAGCUUGCUCUUCCUCUCUGAAAUGAACACCAGCAGCAUCAGCGUCCAUUGCGACUACACCGACUAUUGGACCAGAGUGCUGGCCGUCAUUGGGCCCCACAGCUCAGAGCUCUCCAUGGUCACAGCCAAGCUGUUUAGCUUCUUCCUGAUCCCUCAGGUGAGCUACGGAGCCACAUCAGAGAAGCUGAACAAUGAGCAAUACCCGUCCUUCUUCCGCACGGUGCCCAGUGACAAGAUCCAGAUCGACGCUCUCUCCCAGCUCUUGAUUGCUUUCAAGUGGAACUGGAUUGCGGUUGUCGCCAGCGACGAUGACUACGGCCGCGAAGGCCUGAGCCUGUUGUCCUCCACGAUGAACAGCAAGAGCAUCUGCAUUGCCUACGAGGGACUCAUCCCAACCGAUCUGUCCAACGCCAACGUCCAAGAGAAGAUGUCCCAGGUCAUCCACUCCAUCAACGAGACCAAAGUCAACGUCAUCGUCCUGUUCUCCAAAGACCGAUCGGUCCGGGAAUUCUUCAAAAUGUGGUUCAAAUUGGGAUUGGGCCAGAAAGUGUGGCUCGCCACCGAAGCUUGGGUGAUGUCCGAUGUGGUCCUCACCUUAAAAGGUGUUCAGAACAUCGGGACGGUCAUCGGCUUCGUCAUCAAGGCGAGGAACGUCUAUGCCUUUGAGGAAUACACCUCCGAUCUCUUGGAGCUGACCCAACAGGAGAGCUUCUGCCGAGAGUCCAGGGAGCAGGCUGGCCAGCUGGGCUCCGUCCUGGGACCACAGUGCCCGCAAUGCAACAAUAUUUCCCACCAUCAAGUCACCGCCGUCCUCGGGCAUCGCCAGACCUUCGCUGUGUACACUGCGGUGUACGGAGUGGCCCAGGCCCUUCAUGAGGCAUUGCAAUGCCAGAAUGGGCAAUGCCAGAAACACAGAGUCAAACCUUGGCAGCUUCUGGAGAAACUGAAUGACCUCAAUUUCAGCAUCCACAACGAGUCCUUCCAUUUUGACGAGCAACACAGCAUCAACAUGGGCUACGAGGUCCUGUCGUGGACCUGGCCCCAUAAGAAAACUGAGAUCGUCAGCAUUGGAAGCUUCCAUGGAAAUCUGAGCAUCAACGAAUCCAUGGUCCACUUCCAUACCGUGGAUCAAAAGGCGCCCCUGUCUGAAUGCCUGACCAAAUGUUCAUCUGGGCAGAUCCGUCGUAUGAAGGGCUUCCACCUCUGCUGCUACGACUGCAUCGAGUGUGAGAGUGGGACUUUCCACAGUUCCUCGGAUGACUCCACUUGCACCCCGUGCCCCGAGCACCAGUGGUCUCCCAAGCGGAGCACUCAAUGUUUAGACCGCGGUGAGAAAUACAUCUUCUGGUCUGAGCCACUGGCCGUCUGCUUGCUGGGCCUCUUGCUGGUGGCCUUUGUUCUCACCUGCCUUUCGGGUGUGUUGUUCCUGAAGAACCUCCAAACGCCAGCGGUGGAGGCAUCUGGAGGUGGCCUGUGCCUCGUGGCCCUCCUCGGCCUCGCUGCCACGUGCAUCAGUGGCGUCCUCUUCCUUGGCAAACCCAGCCCAACCAUUUGCCGCAUCCAGCAACCCUUUUUCGCCCUGUGCCUCAACCUUUGCUUCUCCACCAUCUUGGUCAAGGCUCUCCAGAUCAUGCUGGUCAACGACUUUGCCGACAGCCGACCGAACGUCCUCCACACGAUCAUCCAGAGACAUCCCAGUGUCCUUGCGACCGUAUCCGUCUUAGCCGAGACCGUACUCUGCGUAGUGUACCUCUACGCCACCCCAACUCUCCUGAUCCAGAACUACAAGCUCCUCCCCGAGGAAGUCCUCCUCCAAUGCCAGGUCCAGUCCUGGCUCACCUUUGCCACCAUCCAUGGGCUCAACGGCAUCGUGGCCUUCGUCUCUUUCAUUUGCACCUUCAUGGUGCAGUCGUCUCCCAAGAAGUACAACAUUGCCCGGGCCAUCGCCUUUGCCAUGCUCACCUAUUUCAUCACCUUGAUCAUCUUCAUACCGACAUAUGCCACUGUGAAGCAAGUGGACCAGCCAGCGGUACAGAUCGGCGCCAUAUUGCUGUGUACUUUUGGCAUGCUGACGGCUUAUUAUCUCCCUAAAUGCUACAUCAUUUGGUUUAAGCCGGAAUGGAACACGCAGAACUAUUUUCAAGAUUACACCCAAAAUAGAAUCCAAGGGAAAGAUACCUAAAAUUAGCUCCUUUGAGGAGGAAGGACCAUUUAUCCACUAGGAAGUUGUGGGUCUUAGGAUUUUCUGCUGACCCCAAACAGCAGAGUAUCCGAAAAUAUACAAAACAGAAUACAUAUAGUUGAGCAUUCAGUUCACAGCAAGCAGAGCAUGAAGUGCCAUGUGGCUGUAAAGAAUUUAGAGCAUAGGAGGGAAAGAUACAAAAAUGGGAUACUUAUAGUUGAGCAUUCAGCUCACAGCAAGCAGAACGUGAAGUGCCAUGUGGCUGUAAAAGAAUUUAGAGCUUAGGAGGCAAACACGUAGAGUUCUGUCUUUAAAAUUACAACAAUACAGCAAAGCAUCCAAAAUACAAACUGGAUACUUAUAGCUGAGCAUUCAGCUCACAGCAAGCAGAGAGUGAAGUGCCAUGUAUCUGUAAGAAUGUAGAGCUUAGGAGGGAAAAAUACAAAAACGGGAUACUCAUAGUUGAGCAUUCAGCUCACAGCAAGCAGAGCAUGAAGUGCCAUGUGUCUGUAAAGAAUUAAGAGCUUAGGAAGGAAAAAUACAAAAACAGGAUACUUAUAGUUGAGCAUUCAGCUCACAGCAAGUAAAGAAUUUAGAGCUUAGGAGGGAAAGAUACAAAAACAGGAUACUUAUAGUUGAGCAUUCAGCUCACAGCAAGCAGAGCAUGAAGUGUCAUGUGGCUGUAAAGAAUUUAGAGCUUAGGAGGCAAAGAUACAAAAACAGGAUACUUAUAGUUGAGCAUUCAGCUCACAGCAAGCAGAGCAUGAAGUGCCAUGUGCCUGUAAAGAAUUUAGAGCUUAGGAGGCAAAGAUACAAAAACAGGAUACUUAUAGUUGAGCAUUCAGCUCACAGCAAACAGAGCAUGAAGUGCCAUGUGACUGUAAAGAAUUUAAAGCUUAGGAAGGAAACAAACCAAAAUGGGAUACUUAUAGUUGAGCAUUCAGCUCACAGCAAGCAGAGUGUAAUGUGCCAUGUGGCUGUAAAGAAUGUAGAGCUUAGGAGGGAAAGAUACCAAAACGAGAUACUUAUAGUUGAGCAUUCAGCUCACAGCAAGCAGAGCAUGAAGUGCCAUGUGCCUGUAAAGAAUUUAGAGCUUAGGAGGCAAAGAUACAAAAACGGGAUACUUCUAGUUGAGCAGUCAGCUCACAGCAAGCAGAGCGUGAAGUGCCAUGUGGCUGUAAAGAAUUUAGAGCUUAGGAGGCAAAGAUACAAAAACGGGAUACUUCUAGUUGAGCAGUCAGCUCACAGCAAGCAGAACAUGAAGUGCCAUGUGGCUGCAAAGAAUGUAGAACUUAGGAGGGAAAGAUACCAAAACGGGUACUUAUAGUUGAGCAUUCAGCUCACAGCAAGCAGAGCGUGAAGUGCCAUGUGGCUGUGAAGAAUUUAGAGCUUAGGAGGCAAAGAUACAGAAACAGGAUACUUCCAGUUGAGCAUUCAGUUCACAGCAAGCAGAGCGUGAAGUGCCAUGUGGCUGUUAAGGAUUUAUAGUUUAGCAGGCAAAAUGCAGAGUCCAAUAUUAACAAUUACAAAAGGUAUAUUUACAAAAAUAAUAUCUACAUUUCUUAAUAGUUGAGGAGUGCCUCCUUGCGUGUUGUGUGAUCUCAUGAAAGUCCCAUCAAAAAUCGCAGCUAAACUGUAAUUGAGUUGGGUUGCUGUGCAUUUUCUGGGCUGUAUGGCCAUGUUCCAGAAGCAUUCUCUCCUAAUGUUUCGCCCACAUCACAGCAACCCACUGUUUAUGUACAUUGCUCUUUUAUGUGUGUGUGUAUAUAUAUAUGUGUGUGUAUAUAAAAUUGCAUUUUGUGUAAUUGCUGCACCACUAGUGCUUUUGUAAGCCGCCCUGAGUCCCUUCUGGGAGAUGGUGGCGGGAUAUUAAUAAAGUUUUAUUAUUAUU